This is a messenger RNA of Dreissena polymorpha, 4462 nucleotides long. RefSeq lists its product as uncharacterized. The transcript is spliced from 13 exons. The record is from RefSeq and is a predicted model, not a curated record. Gene Ontology annotation, cellular component: protein-containing complex; plasma membrane. Gene Ontology annotation, molecular function: calcium ion binding. Gene Ontology annotation, biological process: establishment or maintenance of epithelial cell apical/basal polarity; heterophilic cell-cell adhesion. Bases 350 to 2407 code for a protein of 685 amino acids. NCBI's taxonomy places the organism in Eukaryota, Metazoa, Mollusca, Bivalvia, Myida, Dreissenidae.
UAAUUUGUGUUAUCUCUAGCCAUUCUUAGUUAAUGUAAUCAACGCAUGCGUGCUAAUAUAUACAAUGACCGGUUAACGCAUAAAUGCCAUUUAGCUACUUUAACUGGUCUGAUAAGAAUUGUACAGAUUUUGUAAACUAAAUUAUUUAAUAAUAAACUUUCAAUGGUGGGCUGCACACGUUUUAUGUACGUAUUAAUAAUGAAGUAAUCAAAUACAUUUGAUUGAAAAUUCACAGGGACGUUAAAACUAUGCUGAUAAUUCAAACGUGAUGAAACAGACAAUCGGACUUUGAAAAACCGAUCAAACCGGAAGAUUUCUUCACUUGCAAAUAAAACACGACUGGUCAAGAAUGAAGUAUCGGCUUAUUAUUAAUAUACUUUUUGGACUUUUAAUUUUUAAUUUGUUUUUGGAAUUGAAAGCAAUUCAUGGAAAAUUUCUCGGUGGUACGAUUUCUUGGAUGGUACUUCAGAACAAGCUUCGUCUGACAUACCGCCUGGCAUGGGAAAAAGGGACAGGACCUUGUGGCCCCGGAUGUAACAUCUCUGACGUAGGAAAGGAAGUAUCAUACUUCAGUACGGAAAUUGCGAAACUUAAAUGGGUGGACGAAAAUGGAACCAUUCUACAUGACGUAAGCUACGUUUUGACGUCAGUCAGUCGAUCAGAUAUGAAUGGUUGGGAACAAGGGGAGGCAAUGUUUAAAGCUGGACUUCCAGCCACUCCUAUGUUUGUGAGGUUGAAACACAUUCCAUGGAUUAUGUCGUCAAACACAUUAGCCAAUGACAAUGGUAUGCUGGAGACGGUGAUAAUAACUGACUUAAGAAGUGACAAGGGCACAAGUAACCAGAGUCCGUAUUCUUCUCUGCCGUCCUUUCUGGGAAUCGCGCACAACUGCACGAGCGUGAUCGAAAUCCCUGCCGAGGACCCGGAUGGAGACAAGGUGAGGUGUCGGUGGGCGGAGCCAAGCGAGUGCGGGGGAGGAUGCACAAACCUGCCAAUCAACUCCGUCUGGCUUGAUCCGGGCACAUGCAAAGUGACCGUUAAUACAGAACGAUAUGAUGUUAAUGGCACCUACCGACUCGCAGUAAUGCUUGAGGAUUACGUACCAUACAAGGUGAACGUCGGGUCUAAACAGCAUAGCGCGGGAACUGCGUUUAGCAAAACGCCUUGGCAGAUGACCCUACGAAUAAUACGAGUUGCCUGUGACAAUACACUAAGGCCAGAGUUUGUAUCCCCAACGGUGAAAGAUAAUGUUCGAGUCGUCUAUACAAAAGACAUGUAUAACGACAGAAUACCUGUGCAUAUUCCGUACUAUCUGACAAAACUAAAGAUCAAUGGAAGCUUGGAUUUUAUGAUCAGUGGUCCGAGUUUAAUGAAAUAUGUCUAUGAAAGCGACGACUUGAAUAGAACAGAUGUAAUGAGGUUAAGUGUAGUCUGGACACCAAAACCUCCUGACCAGAAAGCAGACUUUCAGUUUUGUGUGUGGGGCGUUGAUUCUAUUGGACUAACGUCAAAACCAAAGUGUGUUCUAGACAUAGUUUUUGAUAACGAUAAUUGUAGUCAAGUGAAAUGUGAAAAUAAUGGAACCUGUCGGAAUAUAUUCGACAAUCCACUAGAAAGUUGUGUGUGUGACACUGGAUAUGUAGGCAAAAACUGCACUCAAGCAAUACAGUGCCAAGAUGCUCCGUGUUUGAACAAUGGAACUUGCUUUCCCUCGAAUGGAUCAUUCAUAUGCACAUGUGAAAGAGAGUACACAGGCAUUCACUGUGAGAAUCGUAUCACUGCCUGCACCUCCGCACCGUGCCAGAAUGGGGGCAUGUGCCUGGAUCAACCAGGAUCAUUCCUGUGUAUAUGUCCAAUAAUUUUUAUCGGUCAUCUUUGUGAAAUAAGCUUUACGACAACGGCAAAGUCUACAAUAGUGUCUUCAACAUAUGGACCGAACAUUACACAAACAACGACAUCGUCUACAAGCAUGUCAACAUUUACAGCCUCACAGACUUCGUAUGCAAGCAAGCCAACCACUAUAUCACAAACUGUGACAUUAGCUUCAAGCAGACCAACUAUUACAUCGCAAACAACGGUAACGACAAUAAGUAAAACAACAGCAACGAUAUCAGUAACAACAACUUCGUCCGCACUGUUCAUGGCAUCUUUGACCAGUAUAUCUGCAACUGUUACAGCACCUGCUUUAACAUUGAAACUAUCAUCAACCACCUUACCUGAAGAUUAUUUAGAUCAGCAUACUCCGCUUUUCUGGGGAAUAAUAGCCGUGCUGUGUGCUCUGGCUGUGGUGGCUUUGAUUGUUGCCAUCGUCAUUGUGAAGAAGAUCGUGCAAGUGAAGCCUCAAGACACCGCUCCAUCCACAUCCACUCCAGUGACGCAUAUUUCAAAUGUUGGACUAAACUUUUAAACAAAAAGCUUAUUUUAAAUUUGUUGUUGACGAAUGUCAUUUCGCAUUAUACUGUCGGUUUAGCGCUGCAUAAAAAACUCUAAUAGAGAGUUAUUAUUGGCUGCUUGGUAGAAAAUCGUCAUUAACUAUUCUAAUGUUUAACUUUGUGAGUGUAUAUCAAAUAUUUUAUAAGAAGGUAUAUAGAUUUGUCUGUGUUAAGAUUUAUGUCGGGAACACAUCUAGCUGACCUCUUAUUCUAUAUCAUCUGAUAAUGUUAAUUCGUUGAUAUCAUAUUGGAUUAUAUGAGGUAAAUCUGUUGAAAAAUGAUUUCGAUUUUCUCGAACAGUUUACGGCUUAUCUCAGUGAAGCUAUUGGCCAUCAACAGUAAAACCGGAAAUAUCAUAAGUAUAUUUAAUCAAAAUUGCGAGAUUAAAUGCCAGUAAUAAAAAUACGUAAUGGAUUCAUUUAUAAUGUAUGUACACACGUUGGUUGAAAUGUCAUGAUUUAAUUUUCACAAACACAAAAUUUAUGCUUUUAUUAUGUACCACUGACACAAUUUUAAAUACUUUUUAACGAGGUAUUAAGUCAUCAAAUAUAAAAUAUUGAAUAUCCAAUAAAAACUACGCCGCUAUCUUACCCCAUAUCUCGUUUAUGUAAGAAAUCAGACAGUAAGAAUUAUUCAAGACAUCGCCUUAAGAAACAAAAGUACUUGGUGCGAAAGCAAUGUAUAAUUGUCUGUAUCCUUAGCAUGAAAUUCACUUACACCCCUGUCUAAACAGCUGUUUUAAAGAAAGUAUACGAUUAAAUCUUCACAAAAUCGUUCUUAUCUGCUAUUUUAAAACGUGAUGUUUUGUAUUCGGUAAGGGGUUCAUAACAAUAAGUUUCUAAUGUUCUCAACAAUGAACUGAUCGACCCAAUCUCACUGAGUAUGUCCUCAACUGGAAUAUUUAUAUUUUUUAUGUUAUAUUGACAACUGUAGCCUGUCUGAAGUGUCAUGUCUUCAUGGUGAAAAACAUAUGCUUUUGCGCAUUCUCUUGUAGCCAUGGUUUAAGAAAGGAAAUUGAGUGUUUUACUUGAAAAAUAAGAACACAUAAUAUAAAAUGUCGAGAAACGUUAUAUAUGUAACACAAAAUACAGAAACACUAUAAUACAGAAAUGGCUAAACCAUGAAUAGUGUAAACUGUCAGUAGAUUAAAAAAUAUUGUAUAAUUGUGAAAAUUAUAUAGGAUAUAAUACAAACAGUGUAUCGGAAUAAUUUAGUUAUCGAGAACUGCAGAAGUUUGCAUUCAUCAGCAUUAAUUUGUAAUAUGCCCAAUAUACUAAGAAACGGAUACAAAGUGGUAGAACCUUCGCACUUUAAGAAAGUUUAAAUUAAGUUUUAUUUCUAAAAGUGUAUUAUUCUUUCUUUUACUACCUUCCUUUGAAUCGCUGUGAAUAAUAACUUGAAACAACAUGUUGCUCUUUCUCGCGUAACUGCAUAAAUUACGAGACAAUACCAUAAACCUAUUUAAUUAGCAAUUACCUUUACUAUGCAGCCUAUUUAUUAAAAUCUUAUGAUUAAGCUAAAAAAAAAUGUAUGCAUCACGCUGAUAACAAAGUGACUGAAAUAAAAUGUUAUACAACGGCGUCUUUUGUAAAUUGGUGUCCAAAAUGAAAAAUCGCGUUGCAUGGAAAUAGAUCAGAUGUUAUGGUGUUAAUCUUUGGUGAGUUGAUUAAUCAGAUCGUCGACGCGUCGUCAACGAAUUGCUGCUGACGCGACGAUGACGAUGACAAUUUCGAGUCGACGAAAAGUUGACGAAUUUUUUACCGUACCCUCAUUCGAUAUUUUUUUAACACACCAUUUCUGUUUUCCGCUCAACUGAAACGAGCUUUUAUUAUUGGAUAAAACAACCCCUUUAAACCAAUCAGCGAUCGUAAUAUGGAUGUGUAUAGGCAAUUCAAGAUGUCGGUCAGAAACGAAUUUGUUUUAAGUGGUCUAGAAACUAUUAUCAUAAGGUCCAUAUUUAAGUAGAUAUUUUCAUAUUCUUCGAUAAUGAUCAUAAAAGUUGUUCUUUUGAAAUAAAAUAACUUUUUAAA